Monopterus albus (swamp eel) is the source of this 4575-nucleotide messenger RNA. Its product is annotated as solute carrier family 12 member 7-like. Gene Ontology annotation, molecular function: potassium:chloride symporter activity. The transcript has 28 exons. Bases 598 to 3936 code for a protein of 1112 amino acids. Gene Ontology annotation, biological process: potassium ion homeostasis; cell volume homeostasis; chloride ion homeostasis. Gene Ontology annotation, cellular component: plasma membrane. The record is from RefSeq and is a predicted model, not a curated record. NCBI's taxonomy places the organism in Eukaryota, Metazoa, Chordata, Actinopteri, Synbranchiformes, Synbranchidae.
GAGGAAACAUAACCAAAGCCAGAAGAACAGACAAGAAAGGAGAGCGUGCUGAGUUCAUGUUUGUUAAAUAUAAGCCAGUACCUUCUUUUUGGAUUUGGAUAGAGAUACUUAGGCUACGUCUACAGAUGUUUUGGAGUUAGUUUCUUUUUUUUUUUUUUUUUUUUACCCUUUGGCAUUCCAGAGGUGUGUGUGAGCUAAGUGGGACGGUCAGAAAAGAGGGAGGAGCUCCAGGGUUCUCUGUGUAUACCUUCCAGCUCUGAAUGGUAAAUAGUGGUCACAUGGGGCAACACUCUUAGAGCAGUGGGGAGAAAAGGGAGGGAAAAGGAACAAGGAAAGAGAGAGAGAGAGAGAGAGAGAGAGAGAGAGAGAGAGAGAGGAGAUUCACUGGAGAACUUUGAUCUGCCUCAUGUGCAGGAGGCAGCACUUUUACCCUGAGUUUAAAACCCACAGGAUCACAUUACAAAGACAAAGGAAACAACAGAUCUGGAAUACUUUUUUACUCAUCCUAGUGGGAGUGAAAGUUCAGCAGCUAGUUCCAUCCUGGUAUCGUCACUCGUGCCCUCUUCAUACUUUCUUGUGGGCAAGUAAAAACCUGAGAUGCCCACUAACUUCACCGUAGUGCCUGUGGAGGAUACAGAGGAGGGCAGCAGCAGCAUGGCUACAGCUGGAGGUGGCAAAGGGUUUGAGGAGGAAGACGAUGAGAACAACUUCCAAGGCUCUCACAUGGGAGAUGACAGUCAGAGGGAGUCCAGUCCAUUCCUUGACACAGACAAUGAUGAAGAACACUAUUACCAAGGCAAGACCAUGGCCCUGUUUGAGGAGGAAAUGGACAGUACCACUAUGGUAUCAUCACUUCUCAACAAGCUGGCCAACUACACCAACCUGACCCAGGGCGUUCGAGAGCAUGAGGAGGCAGAGAAUGCCGAUGGAACCAGGACAGUCACCGUCAUGAUGCCUCAAAUGGGAACCUUUAUUGGAGUUUACCUGCCGUGCCUGCAGAACAUCCUGGGUGUGAUACUCUUUCUUGUGGGUACGGCAGGAAUUCUAGGAUCCUUGGCUAUUGUCUCCAUGUGCUGCCUCUGUACCUUGCUGACAGCCAUAUCAAUGAGUGCCAUAGCAACCAACGGUGUUGUUCCAGCCGGUGGCUCGUACUACAUGAUCUCCAGAUCCUUGGGUCCAGAGUUUGGUGGAGCGGUGGGUCUCUGUUUCUAUCUGGGGACCACCUUUGCUGGAUCCAUGUACAUACUGGGCACCAUAGAAAUUCUGCUGACGUACAUUGUUCCAACAGCAGCAAUGUUUAAUGAAAGUGAAGAUUCACCGAUGAGCAACAAUAUGCGUGUCUAUGGCACGUGCUGUCUAGUCCUGAUGGCACUGGUAGUAUUUGUAGGGGUGAAGUAUGUGAACAAACUGGCUCUAGUGUUUUUGGCCUGUGUGGUUCUGUCGAUUCUGGCCACUUAUGCAGGAGUCAUCAAGACGCUUAUUGAACCACCUGAGUUUCAUGUCUGUCUGUUGGGGAACCGCUCCUUAAAAAAUGAAAAGUUUGAAACAUGUCUAAAGACAGAGGUUGUGAAGAACAACACUGUGGCCACCGAACUCUGGUCCCUUUUCUGUGACAGUAAAUAUCCCAACGCAACCUGUGAUGAGUACUUCACUUUAAACAACCUGACAGAAAUACGGGCAAUACCUGGGUUUCUGAGAGAGGUUAUUCAAGACAACCUCUGGGGCAACUAUGGUCCAGCUGGUAUGAUGAUAGAGAAGAAAAGACAGCCUUCAGCACCAGCCCAGGAGUCCUCCAAAGACAUCUAUAAUCCAUAUGUCUUCAAUGACAUCACCACCUACUUCACUCUGCUGGUGGGAAUCUACUUCCCCUCUGUCACAGGUAUAAUGGCUGGUUCCAAUAGAUCUGGUGAUCUCAGAGAUGCUCAGAGGUCAAUCCCAGUAGGAACUAUAAUGGCUAUUCUUACAACCUCGUUCUUCUACAUCUCUUGUGUGAUCUUGUUCGGAGCAUGUAUUGAAGGUGUGGUGCUGAGAGACAAGUUUGGGUUCUCAGUAAAGAAGACGCCAGUGAUUGGUGCUCUGGCCUGGCCGUCACCCUGGGUGAUUGUGAUUGGUUCAUUUUUUUCCUGCAGCGGGGCAGGGCUUCAGAGCCUCACUGGCGCCCCUCGGCUGUUGCAGGCCAUUGCUCGGGAUGGCAUCAUUCCCUUCCUACAGGUGUUUGGUCAUGGGAAGUAUAAUGGUGAGCCUACCUGGGCCCUGUUCCUGACAGUUGGGAUCUGUGAGAUAGGAAUCCUCAUCGCUUCGUUAGAUGCUGUGGCCCCCAUCCUCUCCAUGUUCUUCCUGAUGUGCUAUCUGUUUGUCAACCUGGCCUGUGCUAUUCAGACUUUGCUCCGUACCCCCAACUGGAGACCUCGUUUCAAGUUCUAUCACUGGUCCCUGUCCUUCUUAGGAAUGAGUCUGUGUCUCUCACUCAUGUUUAUCUCCUCCUGGUACUACGCCCUGGUUGCCAUGAUGAUAGCUGGCUGUAUCUACAAGUACAUUGAGUACAGGGGGGCAAUGAAGGAGUGGGGAGAUGGUAUCCGAGGUCUGUCCUUAAACGCGGCACGCUACGCUCUUAUCCGGCUGGAGGAAGCACCGCCACACACCAAAAACUGGAGACCUCAGCUGUUGGUGUUGUGUAAGCUGGACUCAGACCUGGCGGUAAAACACCCUCGUCUCCUGUCAUUCACCUCGCAACUCAAAGCAGGGAAGGGACUGACCAUUGUCUGUUCAGUCCUUGAGGGAACCUACAUGACCCGGGGAAAUGACACCAAGACUGGAGAGCAGAACUUGAAAGCUGCUAUGACUGCAGAGAGAACCAAGGGCUUUUCCCAUGUGGUGGUGUCAUCCAACCUGCGUGAUGGUUUCUCCCUGCUCAUCCAGUCAGCAGGACUGGGAGGAAUGAAACACAAUGCUGUCCUGAUGGCCUGGCCAGCUGGUUGGAGACAAGCCGGAGACUCCUCUGCAAGGAGGAACUUCAUAGAGACAGUGAGAGAGACAACGGCAGCACAUUUGGCUCUGCUGGUUGCUAAGAACAUCGACCACUUCCCUGCUAAUCAGGAACGUCUGAAAGUGGGAACCAUUGAUGUGUGGUGGAUUGUACACGAUGGUGGACUGCUCGUGCUGCUGCCCUUUCUACUUAGUCAACAUAAGGUGUGGAGGAAAUGCAAAAUGCGAAUCUUCACAGUGGCCCAGAUGAAUGACAACUCCAUACAGAUGAAGAAAGAUCUCCAGAUGUUUCUCUACCAUCUACGCCUAGAUGCAGUAGUGGAGGUGGUGGAGAUGCAUGACAAUGACAUCUCAGCGUUCACAUAUGAGAAGACACUGGUGAUGGAGCAGAGAUCCCAAAUGCUGAAACAGAUGCAGCUGUCUCGCAUUGAAAGGGAGAGAGAGAUUCAGAGCAUCACAGAUGUAUUGCGGGGCUCCAUAAAGAGGAAGAAGACAUCAGGUGCCCCUUCCCACAACACCCCGUGCAAACCAGAGGAUAAGGCCCAGCUGAUCCAUGACCGCAACACAGCAUCUCAUUCUGCAAUGAAUGACAAAGCUGCAAGCCCCACACCAGAUCAUGUCCAUAUGACCUGGACCAAAGACAAACUGGUCAAUGAGAGGAACAGGCACAAAGAAGGCAUGGCAAUUAAAGAUAUGCUUAAUAUGAAACCUGAGUGGGAGAAUCUCAACCAGUCCAAUGUAAGGAGGAUGCAUACAGCUGUGAAGCUCAAUGAAGUGGUCGUCAAGAAAUCCCGUAACUCACACUUGGUCUUACUCAACAUGCCAGGCCCACCGAAGAACAAGAAAGGGGAUGAGAACUAUAUGGAGUUUUUGGAGGUUCUGAUGGAAGGCUUAGAUCGUGUCCUGUUGGUUCGUGGAGGAGGUCGGGAGGUCAUUACCAUCUACUCCUAGCACCAAGAUAUCCCUAAUUCUUUAGAAAGACACUGGAAGAAAACAUGGUUGAACAGUGAGAAUGCUGGGGGGCAGAUGGAAGUGGGGGGGAGGAAUUUAAAUGAAUGGCUUCAAGGUGUGACAUGGACAAAGAUGUCUGAGGAGGUACAGUACUCUCUUCUCACACUGUCUGAAGAAGAGUGCUGGUUGGAGGACGCUGUGAAGCACAGGAGAGUCUGCCGCAGCCACAGCAUGUUUUUUGCUCAGAUAAAUAAUUUGUUUCUAAAAGAGGUCGUUUCAAUUUAUCAUGUUUGCUACUGCUUUAGGCACUUGUUGGAGGAAACGACAUGAACUAUAUGUUUUGUUGUUUGCUUUGUUUUUUAAGCAUUCCACCGAUUUUGGUAGUUGCCAAUGAGCCAGUUAAUUUUAAAAAGAAAUGCUGACAUAGCUGACAGUAGCUGUAGCAUAGCAGAUAGUGUUGUAGUCAAAACCACCUAACCUGAGACCAAGUGAAGACCAAGUAUUGUUAAACACACAGUCUUAUAAGGGGGUCUAGUUUGGAGCAGCUAUUGCCAUGUAUUACUGUAAGUGCAUUAGCUUUCAGCCUGACAAGCUAAAGGGUCACCUGCAACAAUAAUUAAACUACUUUUCUUUGUUGGC